Molecule: messenger RNA, 1028 nt
Organism: Vicia villosa (hairy vetch)
Lineage: Eukaryota; Viridiplantae; Streptophyta; Magnoliopsida; Fabales; Fabaceae
Product: elongation factor 1-delta-like
Exons: 8
Coding region: 77-772 (231 amino acids)
Biological process (GO): translational elongation
Cellular component (GO): cytosol; eukaryotic translation elongation factor 1 complex
Molecular function (GO): guanyl-nucleotide exchange factor activity; translation elongation factor activity
Source: RefSeq, a predicted model, not a curated record
AAUCUCAAAUUCUUCACUCUUGUAUUUCUCUUUGUUCCAACCUUCAUCUUCUCUCAACAAAGAAUUUCAAACAAAAAUGGCGGUUGCACUCUAUAACCUUAAGUCUGAAUCCGGUUUGAAGAAGCUCAAUGAGUACCUUCUCACACGCAGUUAUAUCACUGGAUACCAAGCUUCAAAGGAUGAUAUCACUGUUUAUUCCGCUUUGCCAUCAGUUCCAUCCUCUGAAUAUGAGAAUGUUGCUAGGUGGUUCAAGCACAUUGAUGCUUUAUUGAGAAUUUCUGGUGUUUCUGGUGAGGGAUCUGGUGUCACUGUUGAAUCUUCUCUAGUUGCUGAAGAGGCUGUUGCCACUCCUCCAGCUGCUGACACAAAGGCUACUGAAGCUGAGGACGACGAUGAUGACGAUGUGGAUUUGUUUGGUGAAGAGACUGAGGAAGAAAAGAAGGCAGCUGAGGAACGGGCAGCAGCCGUGAAGGCGUCUGGCAAAAAGAAAGAGAGUGGGAAAUCAUCGGUAUUGUUGGAUGUGAAGCCAUGGGAUGAUGAAACCGACAUGAAGAAGCUUGAAGAAGCAGUGAGAUCUGUUCAGUUGGAUGGAUUGUUAUGGGGUGCAUCCAAACUUGUUCCAGUUGGAUAUGGUAUCAAGAAACUUCAAAUUAUGAUGACAAUUGUGGAUGACUUGGUUUCUGUUGACAAUAUGGUUGAGGACUACCUUACCGUCGAGCCCAUCAAUGAGUAUGUCCAGAGUUGUGACAUUGUUGCCUUCAACAAAAUAUAAUCUGCUAUUCAUGUGGCAUAGAGAUUAUAGUGGGAAGAAAUUGCACAAUUGUUAUAGUUGACAAACAAGGGAUACUGAUACAUUAAGUUAUGAUUUUUGUUUUUGGUGACCUGUUGUCAUUUGAUGAUUUUGUCUUGUGAUUUCAUCACCAUUAUAUGGUUUGUGUUAUAAUAAUUUAAGGUUUAAGAAUUGGAGUUGUCUUUUUAUAAUUUUGAUUCUUGGUUGAGAUUGAUUUUGCUGAUACUUAGCUUGCAUA